AUGUCAACUCCUAUUAUACUUGGUGACCUUAUACUUUUUGGCACUCCCGUUAAUAUUUUCUGUUUUUUUAAAGAAAGAAGAACUCGUGUCACUGUCACAAUCGGAACAGAGAAUACCAUUGCACAACUCAAGGAAUUACUCAAGAAAGAGGAAAGUCCAUACACUGAUAAUAUUUGUUCCACCGACCUCACUCUAUGGCAUGUUAAUGUUGAUCCUAGUGCAAUUAAUACUAUUGAUGAAAUGUUAAAUAACAAUAACAAAUUAACAUUGCCGACAAAAAAGGUUGGAGGAAUUUUUUCUGACCUCAGUGGAAAAAAAAUUCGUGUUGUCAUCGGAAUUCCUGUUUGUGAGUCAUUCUUUUUAUUUCAAAUUAACAUUAUUGAAGAACAAGCUGAAUCUCUUAAGCGCCAAUAUUCGGUUAGCAACUAUGAUGAAGAACAGUAUAGAAAUGUGAAGAAAAUUCGAAACCACCCCUCUCCAUCAUCUUUUGCUCUCAUCAAUUAUUUACAUGAAAAUCAAAGUCAAGAGCAAGAGUUUCUUAUUGGCCGCCCUUCUGGUUGCAUCGGCAUACCGUUGAUGUUAUAUAAUUAUGCUUUUACUUGUUUCAAAACCGACUUUAAUAACGAUAAUCUACCUAUAGAUAAAGAUCAUUAUCAAUGGACCCUCAAUUGCAUUAAUACCAUGUCAAAUUUUUAUUCAAUUGAGAAAUUUCGUAAACGAGAGUUUCAUGAAAGGAUGCGCGAAUUAUUUAACAAAGAUAUAAUGAUAACUGUACUUGAUGAUGAAUCUUCAAAUGAUGGAGCUUUAUACUUAGAUGUACAUUCGUUUACUAUAUUAUACCUCAAUAUUGAAAUUAAAAAUGAAAUUGGUACUGGUAAUUGUGAUCCAACUACUCAAGCCGCUGCCUUUUAUGCAAAGUUUUAUGCCCAAAAAAAGUAUGAAGAAAUACUUAAAGGGUGCAACAUGCCAUGCUUCAUUUUAGGCUUGGCUGGACCUUGGAUAUGUGUAUUAGGAGCUAAAAUAGCACGACUUUUCAUGGCUUUGCGCACGGGAUGUGAUAAUCUGAAGAAAUAUUAUAAAUCAUUAUCGAAAUCCGUAUUAAAUAUUGCAGAUUCUCAACAAUUUUUCCCCUAUAUUCGUACAGCACAUGGGGUUGGGGAUUUUGUCUACAAGGAGAAACUUUUUGAUGAUCCAAACAAGCUCCUUUGGAAGGCUGAGACGAAAAGUGGUCAGACUAUCAUUGUUAAGUUUUCGCAUAUGUACAACGCUAAUGCACACAAUUUGUGCCAUGAAAUUGGAAAAGCUCCAGAAUUGCUCUUUGUUUCAAAAAUUAGUAAUGAAUUUUGUAUGAUAAUUAUGGAAUACGUUAAGGGCCAGAGACUAUACGAUUGUGAAGACUUGGAUUUUCCUACAUACAAAAAAAUUAUCAAUGACAUCGAAGUUGCCAUCUCGCAUCUACAUUCUAAAAAUAUAGUUUUCGCAGAUCUCCGCGAUUCUAACAUCUUAGUUAUUAAAGAUGACAAUAAAACUUAUCACGGGAUGUUGAUAGAUUUUGAUUGGGCUGGCGAGGAUAAUGUGGAAUGUUAUCCGUCCUUCAUGAAUCCUAAUAUUAAUUGGCCUUUGGGUGCUGGAGAUAAGGUGAAAUUAAAGAAGGAACAUGAUAUACAUUGGCUGAAAGUAUUGAAAGAUCGGUACCUGAAGAAUGAAGAUGAACCAUCUAAUUUUUGA
Molecule: messenger RNA, 1728 nt
Organism: Dentiscutata erythropus
Lineage: Eukaryota; Fungi; Glomeromycota; Glomeromycetes; Diversisporales; Gigasporaceae
Source: the annotation of a GenBank genome assembly